Molecule: messenger RNA, 1513 nt
Organism: Mytilus trossulus (common blue mussel)
Lineage: Eukaryota; Metazoa; Mollusca; Bivalvia; Mytilida; Mytilidae
Product: ammonium transporter Rh type A-like
Exons: 10
Coding region: 7-1422 (471 amino acids)
Biological process (GO): ammonium homeostasis; ammonium transmembrane transport
Cellular component (GO): plasma membrane
Molecular function (GO): ammonium channel activity
Source: RefSeq, a predicted model, not a curated record
AUUAGCAUGGCUAAAUUAAAGUUUUCAUUUUUAUUGAUAGCCUGUCAAAUUAUAUUUGUGACUAUUUUUGGACUUUUGGCUGAGUAUGAAGAACCAGCACAAGCAAAGUCAAGAAGUGGAAAAACUCCUGUCACAACAAUGUACCCAAUGUUCCAGGAUGUGCAUGUAAUGAUAUUUAUUGGUUUUGGGUUUUUGAUGACGUUCCUAAAGCGGUAUGGCUAUUCAGCAAUCGGGAUCAACUUACUCCUAGCGUCAUUUGUUAUCCAGUGGGCCCUUAUUGUUAGAGGCUUUAUUCAUGGCAACGUCUUGCAAGGCGGAAAAUUCAGCAUAGGUCUAAGUGAUAUGCUGACGGCUGAUUUUGCAGCAGCCACGGUCCUUAUAUCUUUUGGGGCUGUUCUUGGUAAAACGAGUGCUUUACAACUACUUAUAAUGGCUGUGAUAGAAGUUGUAUUGUCACAACUCAAUGAACAUAUUGGCCUUCAACUCUUAAAUGUAGUUGAUGUUGGAGAAUCCAUUUUUAUUCACACGUUUGGUGCUUAUUUUGGGCUAGCGGUAGCAAGAGUUUUAUACAGCGACAAUCUGGAUGAACAUUCAAAUGAAGGGACAGUUUACCAUUCUGACCUAUUUUCCAUGAUAGGAACUAUAUUUCUGUGGAUGUAUUGGCCAAGUUUUAAUGGAGGAGCUGCUUCCGGAGGAGAACAGUACCGGGCUGUAAUAAAUACUUACCUCUCGUUGGUUGCCUGUACUAUUAUAACUUUUGCAAUAUCGUCAAUAGUUGAUAAAAAUGGGAAAUUAGAAAUGGUGCACAUACAGAAUGCAACACUUGCUGGAGGGGUUGCUGUUGGAGCUACAGCUGAUAUGCCUUUGAAUCCUUGGGGAGCCCUAGUGAUCGGUUGUUUGGCAGGACUCAUAUCGACCAUCGGGUUUAGAUUUGUAACACCUUGUUUGUCAUCUAAAGUCAGGCUUCAUGACACGUGUGGUGUACAUAAUCUGCAUGGUAUGCCAGGGGUUCUUGCAGGCAUUACUAGUGCAAUAUUAGCAGCUCUGUCUUCAUAUGAAAAAUGGGGCGACAGUGUAUUUAUAAUUUUCCACGGUCGAGCACCUGCAUUCGACAGUAUCGAGUACAAACAUUACCAUAACACAAAUUCGACAUGGGAACCAGGGCUAGGCAGGAGUGGUGUGGAACAAGGAGGAUACCAGAUGGUUGCCUUGAUAAUCACUUUAGCUAUUGCCUUGGUAGGCGGGACAAUCACAGGUUUUAUUUUGAAACUUCCGGUUUGCGAUCGACCUGAUGCGGAUUCGUUGUUUGACGAUCGAGUAUAUUGGCACGUAUCUACAGAAGGUUACCCAUCAGGCGUUAUUACAAAUGGCGAGAGGAAUUAUAUAAAUAGCAGUGAUGAUCCAAGAACACCUUUAAUAUAAUGAGAUCUAAAAGGAAACAGAAAGUUAGCAUAGUACAGUAAAGCCGGUUUCAUUGUGAAGCUUACCACAGAAGAUAUUGAGACGUACUGCC